GCCAAGAAUAGUACUUUUGUGGCUAACCGAAACAAGCUAAUUAGCCGGUCAUCAUCAUCCCCGGUGAUGGUGCCUCGGUCGUCAUCAUCACCGCCACUACAACCACCGUGCGACAUUUUCAUAAACCACCGUGGCAUUGACACAAAAAAAACUGCGGCGGGGCUCCUCCACUACCAUCUGUCUGGGUUAGGGUUUAGCCCAUUUCUCGAUAGCAAGAGCAUGAAGCCCGGGGACAGUUUGUAUGACAAAAUCAAUGCGGGAAUUCGCAGUUGUAAGAUUGGUGUGGCCGUGUUUUCGCCUAGAUAUUGUGACUCUCCUUUCUGUCUCCAUGAAUUAUCUCUUUUAAUGGAGACAAAAAAGAGAGUUAUUCCCGUCUUUUGUGAUGUUAAGCCUUCCGAGCUUAGGGUUUCGAAAAACCCUAAUGGGAAUUAUUCGAAAUCUGAGCUCGAAAGGUAUGAGAAAGCACUUGAAGAAGCUAAAUUCACCGUUGGUCUUACUUUUGACACCAUUAAUGGGGAUUGGUCGGAGUUUUUACAAACAGCUACAGAUGCUGUCAUUGAAAAUUUAAUUGAAGUAGAAGGAGAUGAAAUAUACUAAUAUAAUAUAUAUAUAAAUAUAUAUAAUAUAUAGAUACAGUUGACUUCUAUAUAAUAUAUAUUAAUUAAUAUAAAUAUAUAUUAACUGAUCAGUACUUCCCAGAAAAUUCGAUGAUAGUACUAGUCAAGUCAUGUAGAGUAGUAUUAAUAAUUAAUAAUUCUUUUGUUUAUUUAUAUAAUUGAAUAUUAAUUAAUUAAUUAAUUAAUUUGUUGUAUAUAUAUAUAUAAGUGAUUGAAGAAAUUAAUGUAACAUUACACAUGUGUUGUAUAUUAGUGUUAUAAUAAAUAGUGCUAACACAAUAUAUAUGUUGAAGAUUGUGAGAUUGAUCUAUUUCAAGA
Cannabis sativa is the source of this 935-nucleotide messenger RNA. RefSeq names its product probable 2' cyclic ADP-D-ribose synthase BdTIR. The record is from RefSeq and is a predicted model, not a curated record. The coding region runs from base 67 to 597 and encodes 176 amino acids. Gene Ontology annotation, biological process: signal transduction. Lineage: Eukaryota; Viridiplantae; Streptophyta; Magnoliopsida; Rosales; Cannabaceae. The transcript has 2 exons.